Messenger RNA from Geodia barretti, 2253 nucleotides. NCBI's taxonomy places the organism in Eukaryota, Metazoa, Porifera, Demospongiae, Tetractinellida, Geodiidae. The record is from the annotation of a GenBank genome assembly.
AAAAUCGGGAAAAUCCCGGUAAUUCGGUAGGGUUGGCAACACUGAGAACUGGAAGGCCAUAGACGCCCAACAAAUACUAUACAGGCAAGGAGAGCGCAGUGAUGGUGUUUUCUGAACGAAUCGUUCCUGGUCUUGUGGCGGUGGUGGUGCUGUUGAUCGGUCAUGCAGGCUGUGUCCAGGACCAAGCUCCAGGAGAUGGUGUAGACAUAUGUACCGAGGAGAUCGUUAAUGGAGUGCCGAACCCGUUCUUUGCCCUCCGCCCAGUGUACUCCGUCAAUGAACGACCUCUCAUGGACUCCAGAGACUAUAACCGCCUACUUCAGGAAAAUAGCGACGCGUAUGUACCGUGGCAAAGUGUGGAUAGGGAUAAUAACAACACCAUCGAAGAUGUUACGCGGUGGACCCAAACUGGAAGUGCCACAUGUGCUGGGAGAGUGACAGCAUGUGGGUUCGAUGUUGGAGCUCAAGAGAACUGGCUCAUCACACAGCACAUCAACACAGUGCUACCAGGAGGAGGAGGAGAGAGACUGAGGAAAGUGACUGUUGUGUUUAAUGGAACUCUCAAUGGAUGUGAUAUCGGUAGAAAGUGCAGGCAGAAUUUUGAACUAUACAAGUGGGAGACUUCAGCCAUUGACAGAAAUGGAGCAACUGACACCAGCAAUUACAUCAGAGUUGGUCGAGUCUCUCCUGCUGUUACUAUUGGAGUCAUGUCCUUUGUUGACUAUCAUGAUAUUGAAUUGGGUACCACAGGUGGUUUUUACUUGGGAGUUGUUGACUUGACCACUUGUGUUACUCUCACAAGAAUUCUAGUUCUCUACUAUGUGUGUCCAGAGGAGACAUCAGAACUCAUCUCCAGACCUGAGGCAAUUGAAUCCCAGUCUCUGGAAGGCUCACCUUCAGUGGAGGGAGAGUGUGUAGAGAACAGUUCCACAGAGUCUGGGGCUAAUCCUAUUCUCAUAUGUGGUGCUAGGGGACAGUGGCAGGUGAUAAAACCAUGUCUCUGUAAUCCCGGAUAUCGGCUAGACAGUAGUCAGGAUAAGUGCUCAGAGUGUCCAGAAGGAACCUUCUCAUCGGGACUGGGUGAUGGCACAUGUGAGACAUGUCCAGCUAACAGUGAGGGGACUGGAACUGCUCUGAGCCUCUGUCCAUGUCUCCAGGACUACUACAGAGCUCCUUAUGAGGGGCCGUCCGUCCCCUGUACACAGUCUCCAGGACCUCCAUCUGAUGUCAGAGUGUCAAAUGUGACCAACACAUCAGCCAUCCUCUCCUGGUCUGCUCCUGAUAAUGGUGGAGGGAGACCUCUCUAUGAGAUAGUCUACAUCAUCACUGCUACUGACAGUGGAGGAAGUGGAGGAGAGAGAGUGGUGGUGAGUGAGGUGAAUGAUACAGAGACCAUUGUGACUGGACUGACUCCUGGUGUCCUCUACACAUUCUCUGUAUCUGCUGAGAAUGAUGUCUCCUCUCAGGACAACAAUAUCAAUGCCAGGAGUCUCAGUACCACUGCCACCACUCAGGAAGGAGUUGGAGGGACAGUGAUGGAGUUUGUGGUGGGAGAGAAUGGAGUGCUGAGCUGGUCUUCUCCAGUUCCUCCCAAUGGAGUCAUUCUCUACUACAAUGUCAUCAUAUCCACAGCUGACUCUGGGCAACUGGUCACCAGAUUGAAGGAGUUGGACGUCUUGACUAUUGAUGUCUCCAACUACGGAGAGAUCAACAUGGACUACAAUGUUACUGUGCAGGCAGUGACGUCAGUUGGAGGAGGGGAUUUCUCAUCUCCAGUGACAGUAUCUCUGAGAGAGCCGUCACCUGACUCCAAAUCUGACCCACCAGUCACUGCCAUUGCUGUUACUGUCCUUGUGGUCAUCAUCAUCUUCCUCGCUAUCAUUGUGGCCAGUCUUGUUGCCUACAUCUACUGGAAAAAGUCAAAGAUGAAGAAAGGAGAACAGACAUCCAUAUCUGAUAUGCCGGGUCAACUAUCACAGCAGAUGUAUGAUGAUGGGAUGGAGAUUAUGGAGCCCAACAAAGCAUAUGGCGUGCACAAUGUGUCCGGACAUAAUAUGAGAGUUCAAGUUCCUGUGUAUCCCAAUGAAGCAUAUUCAGUGUGUAAGGGUGGCACACACGAAGACCCAGAGUAUGAACUGGUUAAUUAGACUACGACUGUUUUUGAAGACCUUGUAUUAUUAUACAGCUUGCAUUGUUUCACAAACGUAAUUUUGUGUGUAGUUUCUAUCAAGAAAGUGUGUGUGUCAGGCUCCU